This is a messenger RNA of Sphaeroforma arctica JP610, 1390 nucleotides long. RefSeq lists its product as hypothetical. The record is from RefSeq and is a predicted model, not a curated record. NCBI's taxonomy places the organism in Eukaryota, Ichthyosporea, Ichthyophonida. The transcript has 7 exons. Gene Ontology annotation, molecular function: protein binding. The coding region runs from base 1 to 879 and encodes 292 amino acids.
AUGGUACAAGUGUUAUUCAACAACUCUAGUAAAAUAGAUUGGUACGAUAAGGUCAUCAUGGACGAACACGAACAAGGCGCUUCUAAGGCAGGCCCAACCAGACAGCAGUUAGUGGAUGAAGCUUUUGCCAAGUCGUACACCAAAAAAAACCCAGCAAAUGGUCAGAAAGACUCCGAUGAAUCCAAGGAUGAGCAUGCCGAUAUUGCAGACGGAGCCUCAAUCGUUGAGUUGGAAGACAAAGUAGAAGGCAUGAACCUCGCGGAGUCCGCCAAAGCGGAUUCAACAGGAAAAGUGGAUACUCCAUCAGGCGUUGAGGCAAGCGAUGAUACAAAAUGGAGUGAGGAGGAAAUUAAGGAAGCGUUUGAGAAGGCCGACAGCCUGAAGGUUGAGGGCAACAUUUUUUUCAAGAUGAAAGAGUACGACAGUGCUAUAAAUCUUUAUACAGAAUGCAUCGAAUCUUGCCCAGCCGGAGACAGUCGAGUUGCGGUGUACUUCUGCAACCGCGCUGCUUGUUAUCUUGCCCUUGAAGAGUAUAAUGAUGCUGUAGAUGACUGCACGGAAGCUCUUUCUCUUAAUAAGGAGUAUGUCAAGGCUUUAGUGCGGCGCGCACAGGGAUAUGAGAAGCAGGACAAGCUGGAAGAUGCGCUAGAAGACUUUAAAAAGGCGGUGGAACUUGAUCCUACCACGAGGGUUGCGGUUGAAGGUGGCAAGCGUCUAUCCCCGCUGGUAACUGAGCGGCAAGAAAAACUCAAGGAAGAGAUGAUGGGUAAAUUAAAAGACUUAGGAAACACUGUGCUGGGCAAAUUCGGCAUGAGCUUAGAUGCCUUCAAGAUGGUUCAGCAACCGGAUGGAUCCUAUUCGGUUGGUUAUAAUCCGUGAUGAGGCCUGCAUUGAAAAAGAAAAGUGCGCACUGCUAUAAAGAGUUGAUGCCGACCACUUCCCCAAAGUCCGCACCGCAUAUGCAGUUGAAAGCCGAGAGAUUCCAUUGGAUUAAUACCGCGGAUGUCCCAGGAACCAAUAGACCCUCGACCGAAGGAAAUCCUUUGAGAGGAGACGACGCACGUCCUGUGAACUCUUUCCUAAGAGUACUAGAUUUGGUAGAUAGCGAGCUACAUUCUCAUGGGAGUAUCUAUGAUAUGCAUGUACUCAGUAUCAGACGCCGACCUGAACCAAUUCUCAAACUUCAACCUGAUCCGCCAGUUGUGUUUAGUUGCGAACUUGGUGGAGGAGAAGGCCAAUCUUUGAUAGAUCAGGCUAAUUGAUCGUAAACCAAACAACGUUAGUGUGUGACAAACACCCUUCAGAUAUCGCCGGCUGAUACCUAACAUGUGUGCAGUAGUGGAGUACCAUGUCAAAUAAAGAGCUCUCUUAGCGUAGCAGUGCAGCCACC